Molecule: messenger RNA, 329 nt
Organism: Morone saxatilis (striped sea-bass)
Lineage: Eukaryota; Metazoa; Chordata; Actinopteri; Moronidae
Product: calpain-5-like
Exons: 2
Coding region: 30-329 (99 amino acids)
Biological process (GO): proteolysis
Cellular component (GO): cytoplasm
Molecular function (GO): calcium-dependent cysteine-type endopeptidase activity
Source: RefSeq, a predicted model, not a curated record
AACCUGUCGGUUGCUGUCAUUACAGGGGGAUGGUGGUUCCGUACGAGGGCCAGUCUUUCUCUGCACUGAGGAGCCAGUGCCAGGACAAUGGGGUCCUGUUUGAAGACCCUCUGUUCCCACCUUCUGACCAGUCUCUGUUCUACAAUAGCAACCGCCUCGGCCAAAUCACCUGGAAAAGGCCUAAGGAAUUAUGCAUCGAACCCCAUCUGUUUGUGGACGGCAUUAGUGCCCACGACCUGCACCAAGGCCAGCUGGGAAACUGCUGGUUCGUAGCCGCCUGCUCCGUCGCUCACGAACCGGCACCUAUGCAGAACGGUGCAGACAACUAG